Molecule: messenger RNA, 2651 nt
Organism: Manis javanica (Malayan pangolin)
Lineage: Eukaryota; Metazoa; Chordata; Mammalia; Pholidota; Manidae
Source: RefSeq, a predicted model, not a curated record
GCGGCGACCGCGGGCCCGGCGAUCACCGCGGGCAGCCCCGGCGAGGCCCCCGCCCAGCGCCGCCCGCCAAGCCCCCAGCUGCCGGUGGCGCCAUGAGGCCCAAGCCGCAACGGUUCGUGGACAACAAGCUGAAGCAACGCGUGCUGCAGUACCUUACCAGUAACAGAUGUGGCAAAUAUGUGGACAUUGGAGUUUUAGCAUCUGAUUUACAAAGAAUGUACAGUAUAGACUAUGGUCGGAGAAAAAGAAAUGCUUUUAGGAUUCAGGUAGAAAAAGUAUUUAGUGUAAUUAGUAGUGAGAAGGAACUUAAAGACCUAACGGAAUUAGAAGAUGAACAUCUGGCAAAAAGGGCAAGACAAGGUGAAGAGGAUAAUGAGUAUAUUGGAAACUAUUCAGAUGAUGAAUCUAAUAUGGAAGAUUACCCAGAUCCACAGUCAGCAAAUCACAUGAACAGUUCCCUGCUCUCCUUAUAUCGGAAAGGAAAUCCUGAUGCUGUAUCAAGUACUCCUGAGAUGGAGCAAAGAGAAACCGCCAUUUCAGCACCACGGAUAACUUCCAAAACAGGCUCCAUUCCUUUGAAGAUCCCUAUCACAGGUUCUGAAGGAGGAUGGUUUAUUGACAAAACUCCAAGUGGAAAGAAAGACGGUUUUUUCAUGGAACUACCAGAUGAGAAAAGUAAUCGUAAGAAGCCAGUAUCUCAGGAUUCAAAAGGUUCUUCUCUUCUGAAGAGUAAUAAAAAAAGGAAAGGCAGGCUCAAGAGCACAGGAAGCAAAAGGAAGAAAGAUACUCAGGAAGUUGAUGGAGAAACUGAAGCUGCCCUGCGAAAGAAAGCUAAAGCAAGGGGGCUAGAAUUGCAGAUCUCCAAUGUGAAGUUUGAAGAUAUUGGAGGCAAUGAUACAACAUUAAAAGAAGUCUGCAAGAUGCUCAUACACAUGCGUCACCCAGAGGUAUACCACCACCUGGGUGUUGUACCCCCCUGUGGGGUUCUCCUUCAUGGACCACCAGGCUGUGGGAAGACGCUACUUGCACAUGCAAUUGCUGGGGAACUUGACCUUCCAAUUCUAAAAGUGGCUGCUACAGAAAUUGUAUCUGGAGUAUCUGGAGAGUCUGAACAGAAGUUGAGAGAACUGUUUGAACAAGCCAUGUCAAAUGCACCCUGUAUCCUUUUUAUUGAUGAAAUUGAUGCUAUUACUCCCAGAAGAGAAGUUGCUUCAAAAGAUAUGGAACGAAGAAUUGUAGCCCAGCUCCUAACCUGCAUGGAUGAUCUGAAUAAUGUGGCCACUACAGCUCAGGUGCUAAUCAUUGGAGCUACUAACCGACCAGACUCGCUCGACCCUGCUUUGAGACGUGCAGGGAGGUUCGACCGUGAAAUAUGUCUUGGUAUCCCAGAUGAAGCAUCCAGGGAAAGAAUACUUCAGACUUUGUGCAGGAAAUUAAGACUUCCUGAACCUUUCUGUUUCCGGCAGUUAGCACACCUAACACCAGGCUUUGUUGGUGCUGAUCUUAUGGCCCUGUGCCGCGAGGCAGCCAUGUGUGCAGUCAACAGGGUCUUAAUGAGGCUACCAGGACAGCAGAAGAAAGAUCCUGAGAUAGGAGGUUUGCUGUCUGAAGGAGGCUGGGAAGAUACAGUUGGAACUGAGUGUGCUUCUAAAACACAGGAUGAAUUGCUGAGGCUUCUGGGGUUGCUCAGAAGCCGAGACCCCCUCUCCGAGGAGCAGCUGCAAGGGCUAUGCAUUGAAUUGAAUGAUUUUGUUGUUGCUCUGUCCUCAGUCCAACCAUCCGCCAAAAGGGAAGGUUUUGUUACUGUCCCCAAUGUGACAUGGGCAGAUAUUGGUGCCCUGGAAGAUAUUAGAGAAGAGCUCACCAUGGCGAUAUUGGCACCAGUACGUAACCCGAAUCAGUUCAAAGCACUUGGAUUGGUGACCCCAGCUGGCAUCCUCCUUGCUGGUCCUCCUGGCUGCGGGAAAACUCUGCUGGCAAAGGCUAUUGCAAAUGAGUCUGGACUAAAUUUUAUAUCUGUCAAGGGCCCCGAAUUACUAAAUAUGUAUGUUGGUGAGAGUGAACGUGCUGUGCGGCAGGUUUUCCAGCGAGCCAAGAACUCAACGCCCUGUGUGAUAUUCUUUGAUGAAGUAGAUGCAUUAUGCCCUCGGAGAUCAGACCGUGAGACAGGGGCCAGUGUCCGGGUGGUGAAUCAGCUACUCACAGAGAUGGACGGUCUGGAAAUGCGCCAGCUGGUUUUCAUUAUGGCAGCCACCAACAGGCCAGAUAUCAUUGACCCUGCCAUCCUGCGCCCGGGCCGCCUGGAUAAAACACUCUUUGUGGGUCUGCCACCCCCUGCAGAUCGGCUUGCCAUCUUAAAAACUAUCACAAGAAAUGGCACCAGACCUCCACUAGAUGCAGAUGUGAAUUUGGAAGCACUGGCUGGUGACCUCCGCUGUGACUGCUAUUCGGGUGCAGAUCUCUCUGCUUUGGUACGAGAAGCUUCAGUCUGUGCCUUGAGACAGGAAAUGGCAAGACAGAAGAGUGGAAAUGAAAAAGGUGAACUCAAGGUCAGUCAGAGGCACUUUGAAGAGGCUUUCAAGAAAGUAAAGUCAUCUAUAUCAAAAAAGGUAAGAAAUGCGGAGAAGAGAGAGUAGAAUUGCAGCCAGUGU